GCCCAACAGCAUCCUAACUGUGUUCUGUCUCGGUCCUGCAGGCCCGACAGCAUCCUCAGACUGAGGUUGGACCACUUUGCUACAGAGUGCAGCUGGGACCACCUGUAUGUCUACGAUGGGGACUCUAUCUACACCCCUCUACUGGCUGCCUUCAGGUGGGUACAGGGAGGACGGGGGUGGUGGUGGUGGUGGUGGUGGGUACAGGGAGGACGGUGGUGGUGGUGGUGGUGGUGGUGGGUACAGGGAGGACGGUGGUGGUGGUGGUGGGUACAGGGAGGACGGUGGUGGUGGUGGUGGUGGUGGUGGGUACAGGGAGGACGGUGGUGGUGGUGGUGGUGGUGGGUACAGGGAGGACGGUGGUGGUGGUGGUGAUUGUAGAUGGUGGUGGUGGUGAUUUUGUAUUUGGUGGAAGCACAGUUCCCUCUGCGGAAGCAUAGUUCCCGCUCAGCCCAGUCAAAACUGUUCGCUGCUCUGGCACCCCAAUGGUGGAACAAGCUCCCUCACGACGCCAGGACAGCGGAGUCACUCACCACCUUCCGGAGACACUUGAAACCCCACCUCUUUAAGGAAUACCUGGGAUAGGAUAAAGUAAUCCUUCUACCCCCCCUUACCCCACCCCAAAGAAAAAUAAUAAAAAUACAUAUUGUAAAGUGGUUGUCCCACUGGCUAUCAUAAGGUGAAUGCACCAAUUUGUAAGUCGCUCUGGAUAAGAGCGUCUGCUAAAUGACGUUAAUGUAAAAAUGUAAUGUAAAUGGUGUGAUUGUAGUUGGUGGUGGUGAUUAUAGGUGGUGGUGAUUAUAGGUGGGGUGGUGAUUAUAGGUGGUGGUGGUGGUGGUGAUUUAUAGAUGGGGGUGGUGAUUAUAGGUGGUGGUGGUGAUUUAUAGAUGGGGGUGGUGAUUAUAGGUGGUGGUGGUGAUUUAUAGAUGGGGGUGGUGAUUAUAGGUGGUGGUGGUGAUUUAUAGAUGGGGGUGGUGAUUAUAGGUGGUGGUGAUUGUAGUUGGUGAUGAUGAGCUGGACGAUGAUGAUGGUGGUGGGUUGGUUUGACCUUGUGUUGGGGUAAUAAGUGUUGUGACAGUGUAAUGUAUGAGAGAUGUGCAGUGGAGAGAGAGACGUGUUAUUCUGGGGUAAACCAGGAGUUGAUCAUAGACAUCUGCUCCUCACUGCUGUCUUCAAACAUUACAUAAACUGUGGAAUGUUUUGUCAACUUUGACGUGUUUUUAAUUGAACAUUUAUUAACCUGCAUGAUGUUGCUACGAGAUGUUGAUUUACCUGGGUAACGAGGAAUUAUGCAGGGUGUUGAUGGGUGUUGUCCGUCCUUGUUGCAGUGGGUUGAUAGUUCCUGAGCGCUAUGGCAACGAGACGGUUCCGGAGGUGGUGUCACAGUCCGGUUACGCCCUCCUCCACUUCUUCAGCGACGCUGCUUAUAACCUGACCGGCUUCAACAUCUCAUAUAGGUAACCCUUAACCCCUGACCUUAUAACCUGACCGGCUUCAACAUCUCAUAUAGGUAACCCUUAACCCCUGACCUUAUAACCUGACCGGCUUCAACAUCUCAUAUAGGUAACCCUUAACCCCUGACCUCUAUCCCCUGACCUUAUAACCUGACUGGCUUCAACAUCUCAUAUAGGUAACCCUUAACCCCUGACCUUAUAACCUGACCGGCUUCAACAUCUCAUAUAGGUAACCCUUAACCCCUGACCUUAUAACCUGACUGGCUUCAACAUCUCAUAUAGGUAACCCUUAACCCCUGACCUUAUAACCUGACUGGCUUCAACAUCUCAUAUAGGUAACCCUUAACCCCUGACCUUAUAACCUGACUGGCUUCAACAUCUCAUAUAGGUAACCCUUAACCCCUGACCUUAUAACCUGACUGGCUUCAACAUCUCAUAUAGGUAACCCUUAACCCCUGACCUCUAUCCCCUGACCUUAUAACCUGACAGGCUUCAACAUCUCAUAUAGGUAACCCUUAACCCCUGACCUUAUAACCUGACCUUAUAACCUGACUGGCUUCAACAUCUCAUAUAGGUAACCCUUAACCCCUGACCUUAUAACCUGACCGGCUUCAACAUCUCCUAUAGGUAACCCUUAACCCCUGACCUUAUAACCUGACCUUAUAACCUGACUGGCUUCAACAUCUCAUAUAGGUAACCCUUAACCCCUGACCUUAUAACCUGACCGGCUUCAACAUCUCAUAUAGGUAACCCUUAACCCCUGACCUUAUAACCUGACCGGCUUCAACAUCUCAUAUAGGUAACCCUUAACCCCUGACCUCUAUCCCCUGACCUUAUAACCUGACCGGCUUCAACAUCUCAUAUAGGUAACCCUUAACCCCUGACCUUAUAACCUGACCGGCUUCAACAUCUCCUAUAGGUAACCCUUAACCCCUGACCUUAUAACCUGACCGGCUUCAACAUCUCAUAUAGGUAACCCUUAACCCCUGACCUCUAUCCCUGACCUUAUAACCUGACUGGCUUCAACAUCUCAUAUAGGUAACCCUUAACCCCUGACCUUAUAACCUGACCGGCUUCAACAUCUCAUAUAGGUAACCCUUAACCCCUGACCUCUAUCCCCUGACCUUAUAACCUGACCGGCUUCAACAUCUCAUAUAGGUAACCCUUAACCCCUGACCUUAUAACCUGACCUUAUAACCUGACUGUUCAGCAUCUCCUACAGGUGAGUCUGGCCUCUCAGGGCCUCUCCUUAGUACCAGGUGAGUCUGGCCUCUCAGGGCCUCUCCUUAGUAACAGGUGAGUCUGGCCUCUCAGGGCCUCUUCUUAGUACCAGGUGAGUCUGGCCUCUCAGGGCCUCUUCUUAGUAACCAGGUGAGUCUGGCCUCUCAGGGCCUCUUCUUAGUAACAGGUUGAAAUCUUGGCCUCUCAGGGCCUCUCCUUAGUACCAGGUGAGUCUGGCCUCUCAGGGCCUCUUCUUAGUACCAGGUGAGUCUGGCCUCACAGGGCCUCUCCUUAGUAACAGGUGAGUCUGGCCUCUCAGGGCCUCUCCUUAGUAACAGGUGAGUCUGGCCUCUCAGGGCCUCUCCUUAGUAACAGGUGAGCCAGUCACUGCAGCAGGGCCUCUUCUUAGAAACAGGUGAGCCAGUCGCUGCAGCAGCUCUUCUUAGUAACAGGUGAGCCAGUCGCUGCAGCAGGGCCUCUUCUUAGUAACAGGUGAGCCAGUCACUGCAGCAGGGCCUCUUCUUAGUAACAGGUGAGCCAGUCACUGCAGCAGGGCCUCUUCUUAGUAACAGGUGAGCCAGUCGCUGCAGCAGGGCCUCUUCUUAGUAACAGGUGAGCCAGUCGCUGCAGCAGCUCUUCUUAGUAACAGGUGAGCCAGUCGCUGCAGCAGGGCCUCUUCUUAGUAACAGGUGAGCCAGUAGCUGCAGGGCCUCUUCUUAGUAACAGGUGAGCCAGUCGCUGCAGCAGGGCCUCUUCUUAGUAACAGGUGAGCCAGUCGCUGCAGCAGGGCCUCUUCUUAGUAACAGGUGAGCCAGUCGCUGCAGCAGGGCCUCUUCUUAGUAACAGGUGAGCCAGUCGCUGCAGCAGGGCCUCUUCUUAGUAACAGGUGAGCCAGUCGCUGCAGCAGGGCCUCUUCUUAGUAACAGGUGAGCCAGUCGCUGCAGCAGGGCCUCUUCUUAGUAACAGGUGAGCCAGUCGCUGCAGCAGGGCCUCUUCUUAGUAACAGGUGAGCCAGUCGCUGCAGCAGGGCCUCUUCUUAGUAACAGGUGAGCCAGUCCGCUGCAGCAGGGCCUCUUCUUAGUAACAGGUGAGCCAGUCGCUGCAGCAGGGCCUCUUCUUAGUAACAGGUGAGCCAGUCGCUGCAGCAGGGCCUCUUCUUAGUAACAGGUGAGCCAGUCGCUGCAGCAGGGCUUCUUAGUAACAGGUGAGCCAGUCGCUGCAGCAGGGCCUCUUCUUAGUAACAGGUGAGCCAGUCGCUGCAGCAGGGCCUCUUCUUAGUAACAGGUGAGCCAGUCGCUGCAGCAGGGCCUCUUCUUAGUAACAGGUGAGCCAGUCACUGCAGCAGGGCCUCUUCUUAGUAACAGGUGAGCCAGUCGCUGCAGCAGGGCUUCUUAGUAACAGGUGAGCCAGUCGCUGCAGCAGGGCCUCUUCUUAGUAACAGGUGAGCCAGUCGCUGCAGCAGGGCCUCUUCUUAGUAACAGGUGAGCCAGUCGCUGCAGCAGGGCCUCUUCUUAGUAACAGGUGAGCCAGUCGCUGCAGCAGGGCUUCUUAGUAACAGGUGAGCCAGUCGCUGCAGCAGGGCCUCUUCUUAGUAACAGGUGAGCCAGUCGCUGCAGCAGGGCCUCUUCUUAGUAACAGGUGAGCCAGUCGCUGCAGCAGGGCCUCUUCUUAGUAACAGGUGAGCCAGUCGCUGCAGCUGCUCUUCUUAGUAACAGGUGAGCCAGUCGCUGCAGCUGCUCUUCUUAGUAACAGGUGAGCCAGUCGCUGCAGCAGGGCCUCUUCUUAGUAACAGGUGAGCCAGUCGCUGCAGCAGCUCUUCUUAGUAACAGGUGAGCCAGUCGCUGCAGCAGCUCUUCUUAGUAACAGGUGAGCCAGUCGCUGCAGCAGGGCCUCUUCUUAGUAACAGGUGAGCCAGUCGCUGCAGCAGCUCUUCUUAGUAACAGGUGAGCCAGUCGCUGCAGCAGCUCUUCUUAGUAACAGGUGAGCCAGUCACUGCAGCAGGGCCUCUUCUUAGUAACAGGUGAGCCAGUCGCUGCAGCAGGGCCUCUUCUUAGUAACAGGUGAGCCAGUCACUGCAGCAGGGCCUCUUCUUAGUAACAGGUGAGCCAGUCUCUGCAGCAGGGCCUCUUCUUAGUAACAGGUGAGCCAGUCGCUGCAGCAGGGCCUCUUCUUAGUAACAGGUGAGCCAGUCGCUGCAGCAGGGCCUCUUCUUAGUAACAGGUGAGCCAGUCGCUGCAGCAGGGCCUCUUCUUAGUAACAGGUGAGCCAGUCGCUGCAGCAGGGCCUCUUCUUAGUAACAGGUGAGCCAGUCGCUGCAGCAGGGCCUCUUCUUAGUAGCAGCAGGGCCUCUUCUUAGUAACAGGUGAGCCAGUCGCUGCAGCUGCUCUUCUUAGUAACAGGUGAGCCAGUCGCUGCAGCAGGGCCUCUUAUUAGUAACAGGUGAGCCAGUCGCUGCAGCAGGGCCUCUUCUUAGUAACAGGUGAGCCAGUCGCUGCAGCAGGGCCUCUUCUUAGUAACAGGUGAGCCAGCCAGUCAGCAGCUCUUCACCAAAAGAGGAAAGGUGCCACUUUGUUUUGUAAAACUGUAUAAAUAUAGAAGGGAGUAGCAGGAAGAGGUUAGUUAGUUAGUUAGUUAGAUGAGUUAGUUAACCAGGCUGGUUAGCCAUGACCCUGACAUCUGUGAAGGGCACGACACAAACUACCCAGUGUCUCUCUCUGUAGUGUCUCAUCGGGCCCCAGUGUCUCUCUCUCUCUGUAGUGUCUCAUAGGGCCCCAGUGUCUCUCUCGCUCUCUGUAGUGUCUCAUAGGGCCCCAGUGUCUCUCUCUCUGUAGUGUCUCAUAGGGCCCCAGUGUCUCUCUAUCUGUAGUGUCUCAUAGGGCCCCAGUGUCUCUCUCGCUCUCUGUAGUGUCUCAUAGGGCCCCAGUGUCUCUCUCUCUGUAGUGUCUCAUAGGGCCCCAGUGUCUCUCUCUCUCUCUGUAGUGUCUCAUCGGGCCCCAGUGUCUCUCUCUCUGUAGUGUCUCAUAGGGCCCCAGUGUCUCUCUCUCUCUGUAGUGUCUCAUCAGGCCCCAGUGUCUCUCUCUCUGUAGUGUCUCAUCAGGCCCCAGUGUCUCUCUCUCUGUAGUGUCUCAUCAGGCCCCAGUGUCUCUCUCUCUGUGGUGUCUCAUAGGGCCCCAGUGUCUCUCUCUCUCUGUAGUGUCUCAUCAGGCCCCAGUGUCUCUCUCUCUCUCUCGUGUCUCAUCAGGCCCCAGUGUCUCUCUCUCUCUGUAGUGUCUCAUCAGGCCCCAGUGUCUCUCUCUCUCUGUAGUGUCUCAUCAGGCCCCAGUGUCUCUCUCUCUCGUGUCUCAUCAGGCCCCAGUGUCUCUCUCUCUGUAGUGUCUCAUCAGGCCCCAGUGUCUCUCUCUCUCUGUAGUGUCUCAUCAGGCCCCAGUGUCUCUCUCUCUGUAGUGUCUCAUCAGGCCCCAGUGUCUCUCUCUCUGUGGUGUCUCAUAGGGCCCCAGUGUCUCUCUCUCUCUGUAGUGUCUCAUCGGGCCCCAGUGUCUCUCUCUCUCUCUCGUGUCUCAUCGGGCCCCAGUGUCUCUCUCUCUCUCUCGUGUCUCAAAGAGCCGAGCCCAAACAUCAAACCUUUCGACUGCUGCUGCCAGAACAUGAGAGAACCAGACUCUUGCUCCAAAACAUUUUGUUCUCAGGAAUUUGUUGCUCUAGUAAAAAAUCCCAGCUUUCUAUCCCCCGUGUUGCUGUAAUUCUACAUUUUACAGGAUUUGAUGUUGUAGAGUUUUAUAUUAUGAACCCCUUUGUCUCCUCCUCCUCAUUAGCAUACAGAAUUAAACAAUCAAUCAGUAUAUUUAAAUACCUUCUAACCUCAUUCAUCCAUCGUUCUCUCUCUUACCUGUCUUUUUAUCUCUCUCUCUCCCCCUUUCACCUCUCUCUGCCUCCCCUCCCCCAGGGUGAACACGUGUCCUAACAGCUGUUCUGGCCGAGGGGAGUGUCGCGUUGGGAACUCAACAGGUGCUGUGUAUUGUGACUGUGAUCCCAACUGGAAGGGCGAGGCCUGUGAUAUCCCAUACUGCCUGUCAGACUGUGGAUGGCCUGACGGGGGACACUGCUCUCAGGACACAAAGACAUGUCGAUGCCAGCCUGGGUGGCAAGGUGGGCACAGUCUCUAUCUAACAACAAGCCUGGUGGGCACGGUCUCUAUCUAACAACAAGCCUGGUGGGCACGGUCUCUAUCUAACAACAAGCCUGGUGGGCACGGUCUCUAUCUAACAACAAGCCUGGUGGGCACAGUCUCUAUCUAACAACAAGCCCGUAUUCAAUAAUCAUUUCAGAGUAUUUAUGCUGAUCUAGUCUUCCCCCAGUCAAUAUAAUCUGAUCUAAAAGUCCAAACGGAUCCUAGAUCAGAGCUCUUACCCUCAGCCACUAAUGUUAUUGACCUCUAUAACCAAACUGUGCAUUUUCUGAUUGUAUUCCACAUAUAUGAGACUCAUCACAUUGUCUAUGACCUUCUACAUAUAAGAGACUCAUCACGUUCUCUAUGACCUUCUACAUAUGAGAGACUCAUCACGUUCUCUAUGACCUGGAUCUAUUCAUCCUGGAACGGUUUAAUCCCAGCACAAGGCAAAAACAAAUAAUACAUCACUAUUAACUAGCUGUUAUUGGCCCUCUGUUUUUAUCAUUAGUUUCUCUCACUCUUUCUCUCACUCUGUUUUUAUCAUUAGUUUCUCACUCUCUCGCCUCUCUUUGUUGAAGAACCUUUGGCAGCGAUUACUGCCUUGAGUCUUCUUGGGUAUGAUGCUACAAGCUUGGCACACCUGUAUUUGGGGAGUUUCUCCCAUUCUUCUCUGCAGAUCCUCUCAAGCUCUGUCAGGUUGGAUGGGGAGCGUCGCUGCACAGCUAUUUUCAGGUCUCUCCAGAGAUGUUCGAUCGGGUUCAAGUCCGGGCUCUGGCUGGGCCACUCAAGGACAUUCAGAGACUUGUCCCAAAGCCACUCCUGCAUUGUCUUGGCGGGUCGUUGUCCUGUUGGAAGGUGAACCGUCGCCCCAGUCCGAGGUCCUGAGCACUCUGGAGCAGGUUUUCAUCAAGGAUCUCUCUGUACUUUGCUCCGUUCAUCUUUCCCUUGAUCCUGACUAGUCUCCCAGUCCCUGCCACUGAAAAAUAUCCCCACAGCAUGAUGCUGCCACCACCAUGCUUCACCGUAGGGAUGGUGCCAGGUUUCCUCCAGACGUGACGCUUGGCAUUCAGGCCUAAGAGUUCAAUCUGGUUUCAUCAGACCAGAGACUCUUGUUUCUCAUGGUCAGAGUCCUUUAGGUGCCUUUUGGCAAACUCCAAGUGGGCUGUCAUGUGCCUUUUACUGAGGAGUGGCUUCCGUCUGGCCACUCUACCAUAAAGGCCUGAUUGGUGGAGUGCUGUAGAGAUGUUUGUCCUUCUGGAAGGUUCUCAAAUCUCCACAGAGGAACUAUGGUGCUCUGUCAGAGUGACCAUCAGGUUCUUGGUCACCUCCCUGACCAAGGCCCAUCUCCCCCGAUUGCUCAGUUUGGCCGGUUCCAAACUUGGUGGUUCCAAACUUCUUCCAUUUAAGAAUGAUGGAGGCCACUGUGUUCUUGGGGACCUUCAAUGCUUCAGAAAUGUUUUGGUACCCUUCCCCAUAUCUGUGCCUCGACACAAUCCUGUCUCGGAGCUCUAUGGACAAUUCCUUCGACCUCAUGGCUUGGUUUUUGCUCUGACAUGUACUGUCAACUGUGGGACCUUAUAUUGACAGGUGUGUGCCUUUCCAAGUCAUGUCCAAUCAAUUCAAUUUACCACAGGUGGACUCCAAUCAAGUUGUAGAAACAUCUCAAGGAUGAUCAAUGGAAACAGGCUGCACCUGAGCUCAAUUUCGAGUCUCAUAGCAAAGGGUCUGAAUACUUAUGUAAAUAAGGUAUUUCUGUUUAUUUGUAAUACAUUUGCAAAACAUUCUAAAAACCUUUUUUUGCGUUGUCAGUAUGGGGUAUUGUGUGUAGAUUGCUAAGGAUUUUUUGUUAUUUAAUCCAUUUUAGAAUAAGGCUGUAACGUAUCAAAGUGGAAGAAGUCAAGGGGUCUGAAUACUUUCCGAAGGCACUGUACAUGUACAAAUUACCUCCACUAACCUGUACCCCUGCACAUUGACUCGGUACCGGUACCCCUGUAUAUAGCCUCGUUAUUGUAUUGUGUUACUUUUUAUUAAUUUUUACUUUAGUUUAUUUGGUAAAUAUUUUCUUGACUCUUUCUUGAACUGCAUUGUUGGUUAAGGGCUUGUCAGUAAGCAUUUCACUGUAAUGUCUACACCUGUUGUAUUCGGCGCAUGUGACAAAUAAAGAUUGAUUAGAUUAGUCUACACUGGUUGUUUACCAUGAUAACAUUUGGAGGCAUUUGUUCGGUUUAUGUAUAAAAUAAAAAAGUACAUACCGGUCGUAACAAAUUAAAUUCCAUAUUUGGUGACUAACAAACGUAUUUUGACAUUAGAAAGCUCACAGUUAAUAGUGUUUAACAUGAUUUAAUGGCUACCUCAUCUCUGUACCCCACACAUACAAUUAUCUGUAAGGUCACUCAGUCGAGCAGUGAGGUUUUCCAAUGCCUCACAAAGAAGGGCACCGAAGUCAUUCAUGUGACAAAAUACAAUUUGAUUUGGUAAAUACAUUUACAUUUACAUUUUAGUCAUUUAGCAGACGCUCUUAUCCAGAGCGACUUACAGUUAAGUUAGUUUUUUUUAUUUUUUAUUUCAUACUGGCCCCCCGUGGGAAUCAAACCCACAACCCUGGCGUUGCAAACACCAUGCUCUACCAACUGAGCUACAUCCCUGCCGGCCAUUCCCUCCCCUACCCUGGACGACGCUGGGCCAAUUGUGCGCCGCCCCAUGGGUCUCCCGGUCGCGGCCGGCUACGACAGAGAGUAGGUGUCCUUUGGGAUGCAAUCAGCUGUUCAUUACACUGGACAAUACUGUGGAGAUAUUAUAGUCAGCUGUUCAUUACACUGGACAAUACUGUGGAGAUAUUAUAGUCAGCUGUUCAUUACACUGGACAAUACUGUGGAGAUAUUAUAGUCAGCUGUUCAUUACACUGAGUUGAAAACAGAAGUAUUUUUUAAAUAUAUUUUUUACCCAAAGUGGAUUUCUGUUUUCUCAUUGAAAAGUGUUUCUUGUUCUCUUGGCCUUCGUCAGAGCUUUUAAACUAAAUAUUAAACCAUCGUUUAAUUUCUGAAUGUGUCGGCACCGGGGACUUGGGAUGUGGCUGCGUUAUUGAUGUCAUGUUAAUCAGGCCUUUUGAUAUGAACAUAUAGUCCCCUGUAGCUCAGUUGGUAGAGCAUGGCGCUUGCAACGCCAGGGUUGUGGGUUCGUUUCCCACGGGGGGCCAGUAUGAAAAUGUAUGCACUCACUAACUGUAAGUCGCUCUGGAUAAGAGCGUCUGCUAAAUGACUAAAAUGUAAAUGGAUUGUUUUAGUUUUGUAGGCUAGUAUACUUAUUUAUUGAAUUAAUGGAUCACGGCUUAGCAGUAAUGCUGAUCUCGUUCCCAAUGAUCAGUGCUUUAGUUUGUUAUGUUGUCCAGUGGUUCUGAAUUUGCACCCGACUUUUUUCUGUGCAAUAGCCUUUUGAUUUGAAAAGUUUUGGUUUGUGUACUAGGCUAUUUUGAUUUAAUUUAAUUUAUACACUACCGGUCAAAAGUUUUAGAUCACCUACUAAUUCAAGGGCUCUUCUCAAUUUUUUACUAUUUUCUACAUUGUAGAAUAAUAGUGAAGACAUCAUAACUUAACAAAACUGAUUGGCUCAAACGCAUUAAGAAGGAAAGAAAUUCCACAAAUUAACUUUUUAAGAAGGCACACCUGUUAAUUGAAAUGCAUUCCAGGUGACUACCUCAUGAAUCUGGUUGAGAGAAUGCCAAGAGUGUGCAAAGCUGUCAUCAAGGCAAAGGGUGGCUAUUUGAAGAAUGUCAAAUAUAAAAUAUAUUUUGAUUUGUUUAACACUUUUUUUGGGGGGUACUAGAUGAUUCCAUAUGUGCUAUUUCAUCGUUUUGAUGUCUUCACUAUUAUUCCACAAUGUAGAAAAUAGUAAAAAUAAAGAAAAACCCUUGAAUGAGUGGGUGUUCUAAAACUUUUGACCAGUAGUGGACGAUACAGCACUUUGGUUUCACUAAUCAUUUGGUUCCAUUUCAAAAUAUGAAUGUGUAUUUAAUUAAAUAUGAUAUAUGGGCUACGGUGUAGGUCGUAAGUGAUAGUCUGCAGAUAACCAGGUUAGUCACUCAUCCAUCUUCUGUCGUCCAUCAGGUCCAGACUGCUCUGUGUCCGUCCCAGCCAGCUCCUCGUUCUGGCAGAGGGAGGAGUACCCCGAGCCAGGUCUGGCCAGGGCUUCCCACAAGGCCGUAGUGGACCAGGGGAUCAUGUGGGUCGUUGGGGGUUACGUCUUCAACUCCUCAGACUACCAGAUGAUUCAAGCGUAAGUACUGCAUUUGUAUUUAUUAUGGAUCCCUGUUCCUGCCAAGUCAGCAGCUACUCUUCCUGGGGUUUAUUAUGGAUCCCCAUUAGUUCCUGCCAAGGCAGCAGCUACUCUUCUUUGGGUUUAUUAUGGAUCCCCAUUAGUUCCUGCCAAGGCAGCAGCUACUCUUCCUGGGGUUUAUUAUGGAUCCCCAUUAGUUCCUGCCAAGGCAGCGGCUACUCUUCUUUGGGUUUAUUAUGGAUCCCCAUUAGUUCCUGCCAAGGCAGCAGCUACUCUUCCUGGGGUUUAUUAUGGAUCCCCAUUAGUUCCUGCCAAGGCAGCAGCUACUCUUCCUGGGGUUUAUUAUGGAUCCCCAUUAGUUCCUGCCAAGGCAGCGGCUACUCUUCUUUGGGUUUAUUAUGGAUCCCCAUUAGUUCCUGCCAAGGCAGCAGCUACUCUUCCUGGGGUUUAUUAUGGAUCCCCAUUAGUUCCUGCCAAGGCAGCAGCUACUCUUCCUGGGGUUUAUUAUGGAUCCCCAUUAGUUCCAGCCAAGGGAGCAGAUACUCUUCCUGGGGUUUAUUAUGGAUCCCCAUUAGUUCCUGCCAAGGCAGCAGCUACUCUUCCUGGGGUUUAUUAUGGAUCCCCAUUAGUUCCUGCCAAGGCAGCAGCUACUCUUCCUGGGGUUUAUUAUGGAUCCCCAUUAGUUCCUGCCAAGGCAGCAGCUACUCUUCCUGGGGUCCAGCAAAAUUAAGGCAUUACAAUACAUUCAUAACAGAUUUCACAACAUAUUAAGUCAAAUUUAUUUAUUAAGCCCUUUUUACAUCAGCAGAUGUCACAAAGUGCUAUACAGAAACCCAGCCUAAAACCCCAAACAGCAGCAAUGCAGAUGUAGAAGCACGGUAAGAGGAAAAACUCCCUAGAAAGGCAGGAACCUAGGAAGAAACCUAGAGAGGAACCAGGCUCUGAGGGGUAGCCAGUCCUCUUCUGGCUGUGCCGGGUGGAGAUUAUAACAGUACAUGGCCAUUAAGGCCAGAUUGUUCUUCAAGAUGUUCAAACGUUCAUAGAUGACCAGCAGGGUGAAAUAAUAAUCAGUGGUUGUAGAGGUUGCAACAGGUCAGUACAUCAGGAGUAAAUGUCAGUUGGCUUUUCAUAGCCGGGGAUUUAGAGGUUGAAAUAGCAGGUGCGGUAGAGAGAGAGAGUUGAAAACAGCAGGUCUGGGACAAGGUAGUACGUCCGGUGAACAGGUCAGGGUUCCAUAGCCGCAGGCAGAAGAGUUGAAACUGGAGCAGCAGCACGACCAGGUGGACUGGGGACAGCCAGGAGUCAUCCGGCCAGGUAGUCCUGAGGCAUGGUCCUAGGGCUCAGGUCCUCUGGGAGGGGAGGGAGAGAGGACCAGGUGGACUGGGGACAGCCAGGAGUCAUCAGGCCAGGUAGUCCUGAGGCAUGGUCCUAGGGCUCAGGUCCUCCGGGAGGGGAGGUUAGAGAGAGAGAGUAUUAGAGGGAGCAUACUUAAAUUCACACAGGACACCGGAUAAGACAGGAGAAUUACACCAGAUAUAACAGACUGACCCUAUUGCAGCAUAGAUACUGGAGGCUGAGACGGGGGGGUCGGGGGACACUGUGGCCCCGUCCGACGAUACCCCGGACAGGGCCAACCAGGCAGGAUAUAACCCCACCCACUUUAUCAAAGCACAGCCCCCCACACCACUAGAGGGAUAUCAACCACCAACUACUACCCUGAGACAAGGCUGAGUAUAGACCACAACCUACUACCCUGAGACAAGGCUGAGUAUAGCCCACGAAGAUCUCCUCCACUGCACAACCCCAAGGGGGCGACAAACCUGUCAGGAAGAUCACGUCAGUGACUCAACCCACUCAAGUGAUGCACCCCUCCUAGGGACGGCAUGGAAGAGCACUAGUAAGCCAGUGACUCAGCCCCCGUAACAGGGUCAAAGGCAGAGGGGAGCCGGCCAGGCAGAGACAGCAAGGGCGGUUCGUCGCUCCAGUGCCUUUCUGUUCAUCCUUCGCACCCCUGGGCCAGACUACACUCAAUCAUAGGACCUACUGAAGAGAUGAGUCUUCAGUAAAGACUUAAAGGUCGACACCGAGUCUGCAUCUCUCGCAUGGAUAGGCAGACCAUUCCAUAAAAAUUGAACCCUGAGACAAGGCUGAGUGUAGCCCACGAAGAUCUCCUAGUUCUAAUGUAUCCAUGACAUUCACGAUUUCCUUAAAGCAUGAGGGUGAUUGUUUGUGUUGUGAUUUCCUUUACGGUCCGUUGAGCUAUUUAAAACGGUAUUAUAAUCUCCCCACCAUAAUAAUAGUCUUGAAUUGCUUGCAGGGUUGAUCAUUUAUUAUAUAUAUUGUAAAAGAAGUGUGGAUCGUCAUUAUUUGGUCCGUAAAGGUGAAUGAGCCAUAUCUGUUUAUGGUCCAAUAACAUAUUUAAAAAUAAUCCAUCUACCUUGUGUAUCUAUUUGGACAAUUUGCACAUUCGGAUCGAAAUUACUGUUAAUUAAUAUCAUCACCCAUUUUGAGUUUCUUAGCCCAUGGGAGAAGUGUAUUUCGUCCCCCCAUUCCUUUUUCCAUGCAACUUCAUCUAGAAUUGUUGAAUGAGUUUCCUGUAAACAAUAGAUAUUAUAUUCCUUCUCUUUGAGCCAGGUAAAUAUUGUUCUUCUUUUGUUAUUAUCAGCUAAGCCAUUACAAUUAUAACUGGCUAUACUUAUUUCACCAUAUACCAUAAUGAGAUACAAGUUUCAAAACGAUUUAUCAUUAUAUAUGUUUGUAAAUGUACCCAUAAAAAAUACCAUAGUUAUUGAGUGUCCAUAUAGCUGUACCAUGAUAUUCGCAUUGCUAACCCUCCAAUUGUUCUCCAGUAAUUCCCCCGCUAAAGCCCCUCCCCAUCCCAAGGCCGUCAUCCCAGUGAUCAGCAUCCCACCCACGUCCCUCCGUAUCCCUAAGGCCCCGAGAGGCCAGGACCCAUCCAUCGAAAACAGCACACAGUGCCACCCACAAAACAGAAGCAGGUUAACCACCAAAAGCAUUUCCAAUGCUCUCACCUCAAUAUGGGGAGAACAAGUAUUUGAUACACUGCCGAUUUUGCAGGUUUUCCUACUUACAAAGCAUGUAGAGGUCUGUAAUUUUUAUCAUAGGUACACUUCAACUGUGAGAGACGGAAUCUAAAACUAAAAUCCAGAAAAUCACAUUGUAUGAUUUUUAAGUAAUUCAUUUGCAUUUUAUUGCAUGACAUAAGUAUUGUAUGUUAACGUGGGCUAUUUUUAGUACUUUUCUGGGACACUUGCUUGUUUUCAUUGCUUUAUUGCUUUAUUGGAGAUCUUAGCCGAAGUAGACAUGCUCAUGUUCUUUAUGUUAGUGCAGGGUGAGCUGCACACAGUGGACUUCCUACUAGGGCACACCACCUCAAUGCUAACAGUAUAAAUCUGGUUCAUAUGCACCACAUUACUAAAUACAAUAGCUGUAGGAUCAGCAGAGGCAUUCAGGGCAGUUAGAGGGACAUCAAUUAGGUUACUUACAUUGUGUCUUCCAACGCCCCUGGGAUAAUGUACAUUUGCUGAAGCGUUAUGACAACUCAGCGACACAAUAGUAGGGAUUAAAUGAGCUGGGCUUUGGGUCAUUGAUAAGUCAUUGUCUCAACACAGCUUUAUAAUGCUGUGAAAACGAUUGAGGAACCCAAAUGAUUUGGUUGGAUCCCAUCCUCAGAAAACAAGCUUUGUUUCCAGAAGGUUCCAAAAUUGUCAAUUAAUGUUAGACCCACAGAGCUGCAAUAAUCACGUAGCCAGUUGUGAAGAGAGAGAAUCCUGCUAAAGCGUUCAACGCCAUGAUUCAGAGAGGGCACAGGGCAAGAUAUUAUUUUAUUCGUGUCUAGCAGAGAGUCAAUCAGCUCUUUAAAAUCCAGUUUCAACUGUUCAGAGCUGCCCUUCAUUAUGUCAUUAAAACCCACAUGGACUACGAUAGAAUCGAUUUCCACGUCCUGACGUAGUACAUUCAGGAGCAGCUUAGUAAUGUCAUUUACUCGAGCUCCGGGACAGGACAUUGUUUUUGCACCAGGAACGGUCACAUUUUUUAGUUAGUUAUUGAGGGCUAAAAGUCUUGUGAAGAGAAAGAAUCUUGCUAAAGCGUUCAACGCCAUGAUUCAGAGAGGGCACAGGGCCAGAUAUGAUGCCAUGAUUCAGAGAGGGCACAGGGCCAGAUAUGAUGCCAUGAUUCAGAGAGGGCACAGGGCCAGAUAUGAUGCCAUGAUUCAGAGAGGGCACAGGGCCAGAUAUGAUGCCACGAUUCAGAUAUGAUGGGUCUUUUAUUAGUGUCUAGCAGAGAGUCAGCUCGUUGAAAUCCAGUUUCAACUGUUCAGAGCUGCCCUUCAUAAUGUUAUUGAGCCCCCUGCUCCCGGUGAUAGGUCCAGACCUCCCACAGCAGGCAGUGCCCCGUCAGAUCCAGAGAGAGGGAAAGGAGCCAAAAUUGACGACGAAGCCGCUGCUGGAGUCAGCGUAGUUGGAGUCAGCACCGCCGUCCCAGACACAGGCAGUCCCAGACACAGGCAGUCCCAGACACAGGCAGUCCCAGACACAGGCAGUCCCAGACACAGGCAGUCCCAGACACAGGCAGUCCCAGUGAUGAAGGCGCAGGUAGAUCAGGCACCAGUGCAGUGAAGCUAUUCCUCAUGUCAAUCUGCUCCGAACCUCUCGCUGUUACUCCAGUCCGCUUAGCAGCAUGCCGCUGCCUUCGGUUUCCACGACUUGUGACAUGGGACCAGCACUGAUUGGAACAUUCUUCUUGCUGUUCUCAUUACAAGAUGGCGGAGGAGAACAGAUGGAGACAACUUGGCAGGGAAGUUCCAGGUAGCAUCGGCCAUUCGGAUAGGGACAGACGACAAUUCGUGGAAACAUCCAUUUGGCCCGAGCGGCGUCCUGCCGUAGUAGUUGAGAACGAGAAAGUUCCAAUUUGCGUUUUCCCCAUAAAUUCGUGCAGAAUUUAGGUUUGUUUGCUAAGCAUAGCCACCUCAUUCCUGUAGUCCUCCGCUAGCAAACAAUUGCCACAUUGGAACUCCGGAUUGUUAAUAUUUUCCCGGACAAGAGCGUAAUAAACACAGCUUCUACAGCUCUGGAAACGUUUGUUAGCUAUUCCAGGCAAAGCGGGCUCCAUUAUAACCUGGUUAGCUAGCCUUCUACAGCGCUGGAAACGUUUGUUAGCUAUUCCAGGCAAAGCGGGCUCCAUUAUAACCUGGUUAGCUAGCCUUCUACAGCGCUGGAAACGUUUGUUAGCUAUUCCCAGGCCAAAGCGGGGCUCCAUUAUAACCUGGUUAGCUAGCCUUCUGUCUACAGCGACUGGAAAUGUUUGUUAGCUAUUCCAGGCAAGCGGGCCUCCAUUCACAAACCUGGUUAGCUAGCCUUCUACAGCUUCUGGAAACGUCCUGGUUAGCUAUUCCAUGGGCCAAAGCGGGCUCCAUUACAAACCUGGUUAGCUAGCCUUCUACAAAGCGCUGGUGGAAAACGUACUGUUAGCUAUCCAUCCAGACAUAGCGGGCUCCAUUACAACCUGGUUUAGCAAGAGCCUUCUACAGCGGCUGGAAACGUCUGUAUGCGAAUUCCAGAUGCAAAGCGGGCUCCAUUACAACCUGGUUAGGCUAGCCUUCUACAAAAGCGCUGGAAACGGUUGGUUAGCUAUUCCAGGCAUAGCGGGCUCCAUUACAACCUGGUUAGAGCUAGCCUUCUACAGCGCUGGAAACGUCUGUUAGCUAUUCCAGCAAAGCGGGCUCCAUUACACCUGGUUAGCUAGCCUUCUACAGCUCUGGAACACGUCUGUUAGCUAUUCCAGGCAAAGCGGCUCCAUUACAACCUGGUUAAGCUAGCCUUCUACAGCGCUUGGAGACGUUUGUUAGCUAUUCCAGGCAUAGCGGGCUCCAUUACAACCUGGUUAGCUUAGCCCUUCUACAGCUCUGGAAACGUUUGUUAGCUAUUCCAGGCAAAGCGGGCUCCAUUACAACCUGGUUAGCUAGCCUUCUACAGCUCUGGAAACGUCUGUUAGCUAUUCCAGGCAAAGCGGGCUCCAUUACAACCUGGUUAGCUAGCCUUCUACAGCGCUGGAAACGUUUGUUAGCUAUUCCAGGCAAAGCGGGCUCCAUUAUAACCUGGUUAGCUAGCCUUCUACAGCGCUGGAAACGUUUGUUAGCUAUUCCAGGCAAAGCGGGCUCCAUUAUAACCUGGUUAGCUAGCCUUCUACAGCGCUGGAAACGUCUGUUAGCUAUUCCAGGCAACGCGGGCUCCAUUACAACCUGGUUAGCUAGCCUUCUACAGCGCUGGAAAUGUUUGUUAGCUAUUCCAGACAAAGCGGGCUCCAUUACAACCUGGUUAGCUAGCCUUCUACAACAGCGCUGGAAACGUCUGUUAGCUAUUCCAGACAAAGCGUGGCUCCAUUACAACACCUGGUUAGCUAGCCUUCUACAUGCGCUGGAAACGUUUGGUUAGCUAUUCCAGACAAAGCGGGGCUCCAUUACAACCUGGUUAGCUAGCCUUCUACAGCGCUGGAAACGUCUGUUAGCUAUUCCAGACAAAGCGGGCUCCAUUACAACCUGGUUAGCUAGCCUUCUACAGCGCUGGAAACGUCUGUUAGCUAUUCCAGACAAAGCGGGCUCCAUUACAACCAGGUUAGCUAGCCUUCUACAGCGCUGGAAACGUUGUUAGCUAUUCCAGGCAAAGCGGGCUCCAUUAUAACCUGGUUAGCUAGCCUUCUACCAGCGCUGGAAACGUUUGUUAGCUAUUCCAGGCAAAGCGGGCUCCAUUAUAACCUGGUUAGCUAGCCUUCUACAGCGCUGGAAAACGUUUGUUAGCUAUUCCAGGCAAAGCGGGCUCCAUUUAUAACCUGGUUUAGCUAGCCUUCUACAGCGCUGGAAACGUUUUGUUAGCUAUUCCAGGCAAAGCGGGCUCCAUUAUAACCUGGUUAGCUAGCCUUCUACAGCGCUGGAAACGUUUGUUAGCUAUUCCAGGCAAAGCGGGCUCCAUUAUAACCUGGUUAGCUAGCCUUCUACAGCGCUGGAAACGUUUGUUAGCUAUUCCAGGCAAAGCGGGCUCCAUUACAACCUGGUUAGCUAGCCUUCUACAGCGCUGGAGACGUUUGUUAGCUAUUCCAGGCAAGCGGGCUCCAUUACAACCUGGUUAGCUAGCCUUCUACAGCGCUGGAGACGUUUGUUAGCUAUUCCAGGCAAAGCGGGCUGCCAUUACAAACCUGGUUAGCUAGCCUUCUACAGCGCUGGGACGUUUUGUUAGCUAUUCCAGGCAAAGCGGGCUCCCAUUACAACCUGGUUAGCUAGCCUUCUACAGCGCUGGAAACGUUUGUUAGCUAUUCCAGGCACAAGCGGGGCUUCCAUUACAACCUGGUUUAGCUAGCCUUUUACAGCUCUGGAAACGUCUGUUAGCUAUUCCGGCGAAACGGGCUCCAUUAAACCGGGUUCUAGCCCUUUUACAAGCUGGAGACGUUUUUUUAGCUAUUUCCAGGCAAAGCGGGGUCCAUUAAACCCGGUUGCCCACCCUUUUAAGCUUGGAAAAGUUUGUUGCUAUCCAGGCAAGGGGGGGUCCAUUUUUAACUGGUUUUUGCUAGCCUUCUAAAAAAAGCGCUGGGAAAAGUCUUUUUGCUAUUCCCGACAAAACGGGCUCCAUUUCAAACCCUUUUAGCUAGCCUUCUAAUUAAAGGGGAACGUUUUUUUAAUUUUCCCGGCAAACGGCUCCAUUGCAAACCCGGUUAGCAGCCUUUACACCUUUGGAAACGUUUUUAGUAUUCCAGGGGAAACGGGCUCCUUGCAACCGGUUGUAGCCUUUACACUCUGGAAAAAGGGUUGUUAGCUACCAGGGAAAACGGGCUCCUUGAAAAGGUUAGCUAGCCUUCUAAGCUCGGGGAAAAGUUUUUGGGGUUUCCCCGGAAAGCGGGCUCCAUUGCAACCUGGUUAGCUAGCCUUCUACAGCGCUGGAAACGUCUGUUAGCUAUUCCAGGCAAAGCGGGCUCCAUUGCAACCUGGUUAGCUAGCCUUCUACAGCGCUGGAAACGUUUGUUAGCUAUUCCAGGCAAAGCGGGCUCCAUUGCAACCUGGUUAGCUAGCUGGCUAGUUGGCAGCAGGUGUUGACACAAACACUUACGACAUUAAUUUAAAAAAUAAAACUAAGUAAAACUGGACAUCAUGACAUCACAUAUUAGCUGUGUGUAUAUUAAAUACCAGUUCUGUACUAGGACAGUUUUUCCUAUCCGGCUUGAAGGACCAUGGAAAAACAAUAUCCCCUUAUCAGUGGCCUCUGAAAGAGGUGCCGGUUUUCAGUCCUGUAUGUCAACGACUGGGUUAAUCCUGGUCCUGGACUAAAAAGAGAACUCAAUGGAGAAUCAUAUUUUAAGUCCAGGAUUAGGAUUAUCUGUGUCCAGGAAUCCGACCAAUGUGACCAAACCGCUACCCGGUCCUGCCUUUUGAUGCUCAGUGGUCCGGAACUUCUCUCUCUCUCUCUCUCUCUCUCUCUCUCUCUCCUCCCAGGUAUAACCUCAGCUCCCAUCGCUGGCUGUCCCUCAACCGCUCUGUCAACGCAGUCAUGGGA
Messenger RNA from Coregonus sp. 'balchen', 19673 nucleotides. The record is from the annotation of a GenBank genome assembly. NCBI's taxonomy places the organism in Eukaryota, Metazoa, Chordata, Actinopteri, Salmoniformes, Salmonidae.